Messenger RNA from Capronia coronata CBS 617.96, 1500 nucleotides. Its product is annotated as membrane dipeptidase. Bases 1 to 1500 code for a protein of 499 amino acids. The transcript has a single exon. NCBI's taxonomy places the organism in Eukaryota, Fungi, Ascomycota, Eurotiomycetes, Chaetothyriales, Herpotrichiellaceae. Gene Ontology annotation, molecular function: metallodipeptidase activity. The record is from RefSeq and is a predicted model, not a curated record. Gene Ontology annotation, biological process: proteolysis.
AUGUCUUCCAAGACCGAGCUCGAUCCUCUGCUUCCUCGAAACGAACCCGCUCCAGAGAUACAAGGUUAUGGAUAUUCAAGCACUGGACAAUAUCACGAUGUAAAGUCGUCCGAGUCGCAGACCUCUGUUGGCGGGGACUGGAAAGAUGACAGCGAGGAAGACGAUGCCCACGCGGCGCCAUUCACAUCCGCCAGAUCAGCCUUGAGCACCAUCGCCUCGAUAUUCACCAUCGUGGUUUUCAUGGGCUUCGUGAUAACUCUGUUGGGACCCUCCCUGCAAGACAAUAACCCUAUACCCUUACCAAACAAGCCGCCAUCAACAGUCGCUGACCGCGUUUCUGCUAUUCUGAAGGGAACGCCGUUGAUUGAUGGGCACAAUGAUCUCGCCAUUUUCAUUCGAGGUGCAUACCAGAAUAAACUAUACUCGGACGAGUUCAAAGACAAAUUUGAACAUGGAGGUAUGGGCUUCAACGUCGAUCUUCCGCGGCUGGGAAGAGGGCAAAAUGGAGGCGCUUUUUGGAGCGCCUUUGUGGUUUGCCCAGAUGAUGCCAGCGACGAUUUCUCCGAUGAGACCUAUUCGAGCGCCGUGGCACAUACCCUCUCCCAAAUAGACUUGAUACGUCGGCUCCAAAGUCAUUAUCCCGACAACUUUACCUCUGCAACAGCCCCUCUGUCAGAAGCUCUGUCCAAUUUUCAUGCUUCGAGAUCGCUGAUCUCUCCAAUCAGCAUCGAAGGGUUACAUCAAAUUCCACAAACUGCCCCUCUAUCGACUCUUCGCUUGUACUAUGCUCUGGGUGUUCGCGCUGCCACACUUACAUGGAACUGCCACAAUGCUUUUGCCGAUGCUGCAUUAAUCACAUCAAAGGGAGAGACAGCAGUUGCGCCCUACCAUAGGGGUGGUCUGACAGCAGCGGGAAGAGAAGUCGUGAGGGAAAUGAAUCGUCUCGGAAUGCUCAUCGAUAUCUCCCAUACAUCUUAUUGGACACAGAAAGCGGUUCUGAGCAACAAAACCUCUGCGGCCCCAGUCAUUUUCUCACACUCGUCGGCCUUCGCUCUAUGCCCGCAUCCCCGAAAUGUCCACGAUGAUAUCCUGGAUCUCGUGAAAGAAACCCAGAGCCUGGUGAUGAUCAACUUCUCACCUGCUUUCAUUUCUUGUCUACCGCCCCCGAACUCGAGCGUGCUCCCCGAGUUUUUCGAAAAGAACAACACACUGCAUCAAGUGGCUCGCCAUAUUAUGUAUGUUGGUGAGAAGAUUGGCUACGAUUAUGUCGGACUAGGCAGUGACUUCGAUGGCAUGGGUGAGCUGACGCCCAGAGGUCUCGAAGGGGUAGACAAGUACCCUGACCUGAUUGCCGAGCUGUUAAACCUGGGCGUAAGUGAUGAGAAUGCCUCUAAGGUUGCGGGUGGAAAUCUUUUGAGGGUCUGGAAAACAGCGGAUGAAAUCGCGAAAGGUCUACAGCGCAGGACGCUGGAGGGCGAGGAUGAAGUCAGCGGGUGGUGA